Molecule: messenger RNA, 1206 nt
Organism: Fusarium oxysporum Fo47
Lineage: Eukaryota; Fungi; Ascomycota; Sordariomycetes; Hypocreales; Nectriaceae
Product: 2EXR domain-containing protein
Exons: 3
Coding region: 1-1206 (401 amino acids)
Source: RefSeq, a predicted model, not a curated record
AUGUCUGGACUCAACCUUCAUCUUCUCACUCCUGAGAGCAACGAAAGGGCAACUGUCCCUCAAUUCACUCAACUCCCUAUCGAGAUUCAGGACAUGAUCUGGAAAGAAGCCCUCAUCAAAGACAGAGUUCUCAACAUACAUCAAUGCAGCACAGACUAUGAGGUUGCUCCACGGCAGGCCUUUCGACAAGGAACUUUUCAACAGACCAAAGUCAAUCCGGAGUCGACGAAGGAAUAUGGCGUUAUGGUUGACGACAUAGCAGCCAUAAUUAAGUUCUUCCACGGCAACGCGGAGUCGCGCUGGGCUGGAAAAAGAUACUACCGAGUGCACAUUCCGUGUACUUAUAUGAAACCGGGGCGGUACGAAAAGGGAACGCUUUACAUUCGUCCCGAAUCGGACACCAUAUGCAUGGGACUCACAGAAGGGUCCGGCCGCUUUGCUCAUUGUGUUUGGGCCCUGGACCGUUUGCACGUUGGCCUUGUCAACUUAGCCCCUGACCUGAAGGUGAAUUUCUUUGGUUAUAACGGUUUGGAAUGUCGGUACGACUCGUUUCCAAAAGAUGCGAUAGAGGGUCAGUUAUGGAAAGACGGCCUCAAAAGACUGCGGAACGUCAGCUUUCAGGAUACCAUACCAGGAUGUCUGGAUCCGCGAUGUGUCAACCUUCGUGGGUUAGCCUGGCCAUUGGUACCCAUUCGUCUCUACCUACCCGAAUUCGAGGAUGCAAGGACCAGAAUCAAUACACCUCAAUACCUACCUAUAGAGGGUAUGAGACUCAGUGCUUGCUUCUGGUUCCGUCUGCUGGCUAGAAAGAAAAUCACGCUCUCGCACGAAGUCAGCUAUGGCUGCAUGUUCAGCCAUAGAGACACAUUGCACCAGUGCCUCCCAAACAGAGUCAAGAAAUGGCAAUGUGUAGCUGGGUUGUUUAUCGAUGAUCUCAGGGCAAAGGGAACAGAGAUUGCCACUGGAUUCUGGCUCUUGCCAAUGGACUACCUUUCUUUCGUGAAAGAUGAUGAGGGCAGGUUGAUGGAGGAUAGAAACAACCCGAUGUUGAAAGAGAUGAGGCUCAACUUUGAGCUGUGUAUACGCAGACUUACUGCAUUCGAGGAGCAGACUGGCAUAGUGGACUGUCGGAAACGGCAUCUGUGGAAGAUAUCAGCGAAUCCUGUUCCUCGGGCCUUCUCUUGCUAUGGCCUUCUAGGCACUUGA